AUGGUAUUCGAUUGGAUGCGUUCCUUUUUCCCAUUUUCCAGUUGGUUGUUCAAGUAUCAACGUGAUUGGAUCAUAGGUGAUCUAGUAGCUGGUCUUACUGUCGGAAUAGUAGUCAUUCCGCAAGGAAUGGCUUAUGCAAAACUAGCGGAACUUCCUGUCGAAUUUGGACUCUACGGCUCAUUCAUGGGUGUUCUGAUCUACUGGAUGUUUGCAACCUCCAAGGAUAUCACCAUCGGUCCUGUGGCUGUCAUGAGUUCACUGAUGGGUGAAAUCGUACGACAAGCUGCAGUAACCUCACCGAACAUACCUGGUCACGUCAUGGCUUCUUCACUCGCCUUGAUAUCGGGUUGCAUCAUUUUCACCUUAGGUUUGUUGAGGCUUGGCUUUGUGGUAGAUUUUAUCCCACUUCCGGCCAUCGCGGCCUUUUUGACAAGCUCUGCCAUCAGCAUCAUCGCAGGACAAGUGCCAACAAUGCUCGGAAUCUCUCGCCGAUUAGACACUCACGCUGCAACCUAUCGAAUCAUAAUCAAUACCUUGAAGCAACUACCACAUACGACCACUGAAGCAGCUGUCGGCAUAACCGCGCUGGCUUUCUUAUAUGCAAUCAAAUUUGGGCUUCCGCCUAUAUGUCGACUUGGAGGGAUGGGCCGAAAGAGCACAGAUGUACUGGUAGCAAUGCGUUCGAUAUUCGUGCUGUUGGUCUACACUCUCAUAGCCUACCUAGUCACCCGUCAUCACAAAGCCGCACCACCGAUUGCCAUCCUAGGUCAUAUCCCACGCGGUCUCACCACCGUCGGUCCACCUCGGCUUGACAAAGAAGUCAUCAAAACCUAUGCAUCUCAUCUGCCUGCUGUGUUGAUUGUCCUAGUCAUAGAACAUAUCUCGAUAGCCAAAUCCUUUGCUCGGAUCAACCAUUACACCAUCUCACCCUCACAGGAGUUGAUUGCCAUCGGGAUUUCUAACAUCUUUGGACCUUUUGUGGGUGCUUAUCCAGUCACUGGAUCCUUUUCGCGUACAGCCCUCAAAUCCAAAGCUGGAGUUCGAACUCCACUUGCCGGAAUCGUCACCGCAUCUCUUGUGCUACUUGCUAUCUAUGAGCUCACAGGCGUAUUUUAUUAUAUACCAAAUGCAGCCAUCAGUGCAGUCAUCGUUCACGCUGUAUGGGAUUUGAUCGUUUGGCCUCCCACGGCUUAUCAGACAAUCUGGAGGAUCUCCUCCUGGGAUGGAUUUUUGUUCAUUGUUGGAGUCUUCGUUGCAAUCUUCACCUCUCUCGGUUGGUUCAAUCAUCAACAUGCUCUAUAUCUUUAUUCACCUACCUUCUGA
This is a messenger RNA of Melampsora larici-populina 98AG31, 1323 nucleotides long. RefSeq lists its product as uncharacterized. NCBI's taxonomy places the organism in Eukaryota, Fungi, Basidiomycota, Pucciniomycetes, Pucciniales, Melampsoraceae. Gene Ontology annotation, molecular function: secondary active sulfate transmembrane transporter activity. Bases 1 to 1323 code for a protein of 440 amino acids. Gene Ontology annotation, cellular component: membrane. The transcript has 4 exons. Gene Ontology annotation, biological process: transmembrane transport. The record is from RefSeq and is a predicted model, not a curated record.